Molecule: messenger RNA, 705 nt
Organism: Rodentolepis nana
Lineage: Eukaryota; Metazoa; Platyhelminthes; Cestoda; Cyclophyllidea; Hymenolepididae
Source: the annotation of a GenBank genome assembly
AUGAUUAGCUUUAAAAAAGGCUAUAAGAAAAAUCGCCCUCGUCAGGGCGAAUCACUACGUCUUCAGAUCCUCCAGUGGAAUGCUGGAGGAAUGUCUCCGGACAAAAAGAUCCAAAUACAGAAAAUCCUACAAACCUAUGAUGUAGACAUUUUCACAAUUAUGGAAGCUAACAUUUCGGAUGACAAACUGAAGCACUACCAAUUCCCAGGUUACACCCUUUACCAUCUACCUAAAUACCGGCAAGUUGCAAGUGGAAUUCUAACUGGAGUAAAAGAAGGCAGCCAAGGCAAAUUAAGGCUGCAAGUUGGAAAAUAUGGCUUUUGGCAGAUCUAUUCUGUCAUGCAGCUACGUUGCAAGAGAAGUGUUGAGAAAAAACCUCUGCACAAAGUUUGGCUUGGUUUUCAAUCGGCCAAUUUGAGAAACGGCUGCAUGAAUGAGAAUUUAACUGUUACAUCCAAAUCCAAUCUUUUACAAACAGGUCCUUCACAGGGAGUUGUCACAAGUUGCACUCGUUCAAUGUUUUCAUCAAUGACAGCCGAACUGAAGAAACGCGCUCACUGGCAGAUUGAGGCAAUCAAUGUGAACUGUCAUGCAGAUCAAUGGCUCGAAGUCUUCACUGAUGAGGCGUACAUAGGAAACCAAGCAAACCUUGGUGCAAAUGCUUCCUCUCAACUACUCGCUUUCUUUGCAGCUGCAAGACACUAG